GGUCCGCUAAACAUAAUCCGAGACUAUUUUUUUCCGUAGCAUCAACGAAAAUAGUUUACAUUAAAAUCUCAUGCCAACUCUACAGUCUACAGUGUCUACGCACAUAGACAUUCACACAUUCACACAUUCACACACACACACACACACACACACACAUACCGCCGACGGUGGCCAAUAAUAUAAUUGUCACUAUAAUAUUUAUAGUAAACCGCCGUCGUAGUCGGACACUGGUAGCGUAGUAGUCUCACCAUACAGCGGCACUACAGUGUCCGCACGCUUCGUUAAAAAAAAUACGUAUGUACCUAGUAAAUAUAAUCGUUUUUAAACACUUGUCGAACACGAGUCUAUUUUGAUCGAGAAUUUUCACGUUACGGACUUCUAUUCCGUAGUGCUUAGAUUUAAUUACAAAGUGUCGUAAAAACGUAAUGGUGCGCUCUCAUUGAUUAUGUUGGACAGGGGUCAAGGAAAGGAAUAAACAGUGCACUGACAGCAUGUUAAUACCUCAUGCAUUUAUUGUUGUUAACACUUAGUUUAAUCGAAAUUUAACGGGUCAUAUGGAGGCAAUGCCCGGUACCAUAUCAUUGGCGUACAACCGUCGGCGCAUCGACGGCGGCGGUACGAUAGGAGUCGGCGCAGGAGGAGCAGGACGACUUCCAUGCCGUUAUUACGCAACGGAAAGGAGGCGACACAGGUAUUCGUCAUUUUCCAUAAUGAAAUGGUUCCGGCGGAGCAAGCAUUACGACGACGGCGACGACGAUGACGAUUCGGCCUGGUUCCGGGACGACCUGCAGCGCAUACGGCAAGCGUACGCGAAACAGGAAGCGGACUACGCAGCAAUUACCCCGGUUGCAGCACGGCGCAGGCCGAUGGCCGCCGCCACAUGGUCCAGAUGGUCCGGUAGUACGACGACUGUGUACAGUUUCGCGUAUGUAGACGGAGCGGCACGCGACGAUGACGAGAAGGACAGACAUCUUGCAGAUGACGACGAUGUGGUCGAGUACAUUGACGCGGCCACACUGCCGGUGGCGCAUCGGCGACGGACCGACCUUGGUCAGCGGCACUCGCCGUCCACCACGGCCGGGACAAGUGCCCGUACUAGCGGGUCCGUGAAGAUUGGGACGAUGACGGGGGCCACGACGACCACCAGGCGAAGAAACAAGAAGGCCGCUCCCCCUCCGCCGGUGCUAACGGUUGAACCUCCAACUGCGACCGUCCUUGUAGGGGCGGCAAAUACUACGACUGUACAGCGACGCGUGGCCGGUACGAUUUCCAGGAAAAAGUAUAGAGCGCCUCAGCCGCCGGUGGACGUGUCGGAACCGCGGCCGCUGCAGCAGCAACGCGGGCCCUGCCGUCGAACAGCACCGGUGCAACGCCGCAGAAAGGGUCCGGCGCCUAAGCCGCCUGUCGUGCAGCAACUGCAGCCGCAGCCAGUCAUCACCAGUACUGCCGCCGCCACCGCAGGUGUCAAGCCAGAAGCCGGUUCAAACGUCAAGCGAAAAAUCUCGCAGUACGAGAGGGACCGACUCAUGCAGCGGGUAGACAAGAUCGAAAAGCAUUUUUUGGAUAAGACGGGGACGGCUCCAAAGGCGCAAACGACGGCGGCCACUCUUCGCCACGGGUUCGCGUCCCCGGCAGCGCUGUACACGGCCAUGGCUGCCACAAACCUGACUGAAUUGGACAAGCGAGCGGCCGACAUAUGUCGGCAGAGGAACCACCGUGGGAUUGGCGUACCGCUGACAGCUGACUACAAGAACGCUAUUGUCACAGCUGUUAUUCGGAAAUCUUAUCCGACAACGACGGUGGCGGCAGCCAACGACGGUAAACGAUCAGACAAAGUGCCUGCGCCGUCUGCAAUGGACGACGAAAUGCGGCUCGUCCGACACAAGCGUUUAGAAUUUUUCCAACAACAGCGGCCGACAGGAAAGGCGGACAAGCGGGAAAUCGUCGCCGGUGACAACGGGUCGGCGAGUGGCAUGACCACUUUCCCGAAACUAUUUUUGCAGGGAACGCAGACAGAGUUGAAGUCCGCCGCUGCCGUAACCGUCGAGGCCAAAACGUCUAAAGUCGAUGUGACACCUGCGGCUGACACGGUCGUCCAAAGUGGUGGCAAUGAGUGUUCAUCUGCUGCAGACACUAAAAAUUUGCCAUCUGAAGAUAAAGAUAAUAAUUGUUAUCAGCAAUUAAUGGACAUGGAAAUGCAAAGUGACCUAGUACUUCAUAACGGUCCCUUUGAGUGCGCUGUGUGUUUAUGUACAUAUGAUAAUAAUGGCGUUGUGUUACGUGAUUGCUUGCAUGUAUUUUGUAGGCUUUGUCUGAAAAUGACGAUCGAUCAUUCGAAAGCCGAACAAGUUAAAUGUCCGUAUAUAGACGAGCGGUAUUCUUGUGCGGGGGUUUUGCAACACCGUGAAAUAAAAAAGAUAUUGGAUUCGGACGAGGAGUAUGAACGAUUUUUGCAAAGGUCAGUGGAACGAGCCAGACAAUUAUUGGCGAAAGAGCAAAAUGGCGGAUCUUUUCAGUGCAGACGUCCUGACUGUACUGGUUGGUGUUUGAUCUACGAUAAGAAUGAUGUCUUGGAAUUUAAGUGCCCCGUUUGUGGGACAGUAACGUGUGUUCGGUGUGGGUCAAUUCAUGCACAAGGAAAAGGAUGUAAAAAGUUCAUGGAAAAAAAUGACUGCGAUGGCACACUGGAGAAUCUUAUAGAACGAGGAGAUGCUAUGCCAUGUCCAGGAUGUAGUACAAUUCUAUCAAAGCAGCAGGGUUGUGAUUGGAUUAAAUGUGCCGUAUGUUUCAUGGAGAUAUGCUGGGCAACUAAAGGUCCAAGAUGGGGACCUAAAGGAAAAGGAGAUACUACAGCAGGAUGUAUGUGUGGCAUACCAGCCGGAAGAAAAUGUCACAUUGACUGUAAAUAUUGCCAUUAGGCAUUCGAUGGAUUUAGGUACAAUGUUAAAAGUACUUGAAAAGUUCGUUUAAAAAGUUUUAAGCUCACCUCAUAAAAAAGGAGCUUCGUGCUGUUCCCUUUUAGGCCAGUAGAAAUUAACCUAUAUUUUUCUUAUUUUAUAUCUAAUUUUUUUUUCGAAAUAUAUAAAUUAAAUAUUAAAAACGAUUUUUAUUUCUUCUAAUUUUUAAGUUUUUCAUGGAAAUUGUUUAUGUUAAAUCCGUGUGUCUGUGUAGUAGAUGGUAGAUAGUAGGUAAAUGUUAUAUUUUCAAUGCAAUAAUCAAUGAUAUUUAAGAAUGCAAUAUUAUUUUUUUUUAAGUAAAUAAAUUUAACAAGUAAUAAAUAAUUCUAUUAGUGCUUAUAUAGUUCUGUAUUUUCUUUAUUUAAGUAAAACAAUAUUAUUAUGUUAUCAUUUACCGGAUAGUAAUGUGCCAAUUUCAAUAACUAUUGUACCGAAAAUAUGUAUUGUUGUUGAAAUAAUUAAACAGAAGAAUGUUUAAAUAUGUUUAAUGUUUAUUCGAAAAUCGUUAUAUGUGUUUUGCAACAGAAAUGUAUACAUAAACAUAUAAUAGUGAAGUGACGUUGCUAACCUUUAUGCGUGUUCUGUUAUUGUUAUCCCGCUCGAUGCUCAAUGCAAUUAGUCAAGUCAAUGGUACCUACAGAGCUACGACGAGGUAGACCUCACGACUAUAAUAAAUAAAUGAUAGUGGUGGUUCUAAUCGGACGAUUAAUGAAAUGAAGAUAUAUAAUAUGUAAAAUUGUAAUAGUGUUGUUUAAUGUAUAAUAAGACUUUCCUAUGGCGGCUACAAUGACAAUAAAAAAUAUGACAUAAUAAUAAAUUCCUAUGGUGGCUAUAAUGACAAUAUGAUAAAGAUACUAAUCGAGAAGGUUCGUUACCCCCAUAACCAGCUGUAUGCCAGGAACAUGGUGAUCAUACACCCACGUUACCGCACCGAACUCUGGUUUUGUAAUGGAAAUUAAAAACAGGGUGAGCCCGAGCACGUAUAACUAAUGUUCUGGCACCUGAAGACGAAUGCGGAAUAAUUCACAAACAACAAACAGUCUGCUGCAGCGUUCAUCAGAUGGCUGCAAAAUGAUCUGUUGAAUGUUGAGAAAACAAACUUUAAACGAAAACUAACAAAUAUCCAACGUUACGAAUUUAUGAAUUCGAACCACGAGGUUUCUACUAAUAGGAAAAUAUUUCACCGAUGACUCAUGACAAAAUAUAUAGGUAUGUCAACAACUUUGUGAUACGCACGAGAUCUUUCACCUCUCUUCUACCCGUCAUAAUCACAGUAAACUGACUUCAUGGCUAUUUUCAGUGUUGGAAUUUUCUGUGAAAAAUGCAUCAGAAUGUUUUCCGAGACAGUGGCGUAUUUAGUAUUUUUUGUAGGGGGUGGAUGACAAGAAUUUUAGCUUACAGAUUACAAUUUCAU
Acyrthosiphon pisum (pea aphid) is the source of this 4371-nucleotide messenger RNA. RefSeq lists its product as uncharacterized. Gene Ontology annotation, biological process: proteasome-mediated ubiquitin-dependent protein catabolic process; protein linear polyubiquitination. The transcript is spliced from 8 exons. The record is from RefSeq and is a predicted model, not a curated record. Bases 555 to 2918 code for a protein of 787 amino acids. Lineage: Eukaryota; Metazoa; Arthropoda; Insecta; Hemiptera; Aphididae. Gene Ontology annotation, molecular function: ubiquitin-protein transferase activity; ubiquitin binding. Gene Ontology annotation, cellular component: LUBAC complex.